Diatraea saccharalis (sugarcane borer) is the source of this 951-nucleotide messenger RNA. Lineage: Eukaryota; Metazoa; Arthropoda; Insecta; Lepidoptera; Crambidae. The record is from the annotation of a GenBank genome assembly.
AUGAAUCGCAUUCGGCGAGUAGAUGACAUAAAUGGCCGAGUUUUAUUAAUUUCUGGUGUUGAAAGUAACGAUUCAGCAUCGAUUUUAGUAGUAAAUAUUUUUUAUGUAGUUAGAUCAGUAAACUUUUAGGAUGAGUAGUUCGGAGGGAGGGGGGAGGCCCCCUCCAACUGUAUUUAGACUAAAGACGUCACUACGUAGAACACCACCAGGAGUGACGAUGGCGGCAACCGUAACACCGAGCCCCCCGCAGAGGUCGUUAGUGGCCCCAGCUGCGGACAUCAGUGCGGCAGUGUACGAGGCAGUUGUGGCUACCGAGUCACCGGGCAGGUCAACACCGGCCGUUCAGCCAUUGACUACUCCGCAAGCGUCGCAGCCAGGUGGGACAGCAAAGAGGGUGCUGUCACCCGACGAGUGGACUGCCGUCGCCUCAAGAUCGAAGAGGAGGUUUAACCCGAGGGUGGGUGGGAUAUCGACUCCUCUGACUACCGCACUCCGUGCUCCAGCGGGGACGAACUUGAAUCUGAGUUGGAGGAUUUCUCUCGCGCGACGUCUCGUCAACUACUAUCACGGGCGAAUGAGACCGCUAGGGUUAUUUCAGGAGUGGUGGGGGGACCCACUUCUAAACUUAAUGAGGCCGAUAUAGCCAUGAUCAAUUCACAACUAGGAAGGCUUAUGGAGGUGGUAGCUCAUUUGGGCUUGAUUGCGGAGACAGGCAGGCAGGAAAUUGGCAAGACCCACUCCAAAGCGGAGGCUACAACAUUAGCCUGGGAACGGGAAUGUGCCCGGGUUGCGAAGGUUGAAGCGGAGGCGAAGGCGGCCAGGGCGGUGGCUUUGGCAGCCACCACGAGGGCUUCGGAGACUGCGGCUGCAGCACGUCCCAUCAGCUCUGGACCGGAGGGAGUUUCCUACGCGGACAAGGCGAAAAAAGGAGGACCGACGAUUACACUAUAA